AUCCCAUUCAACAACAUACCAGUAUCGCGAUGGACAUGCCAGACUGCAGUUCCGUCCUGGAGCUAGGCGAAGCGCUCCGACAAGGCCGCUUGGACGACACACCACUUCGCCAGACCACUCCAUCGUUGGCCUCGUUCGUGGACUCGACGAUUGAGUCCCGAUACGACAAGUGGCGGCGCUGCGACGACGUCAUUGCGCACUAUAAAGAGAACCAAGCAACGGAGACACGGCAGAAGGACUAUCUGCAGGUAGUGUUGUGUUCGGGGCGCUCCUUGUGUCCAGACGUGACGGAAUCGUGGGCCAACUGCGUCAAGCAUUGGAAGGGCGACCACGAACUCCAAUGUCAGUUUGUCAAGCGUAUGGUGGAGCGUUGUUUGCGCGGCGAGGCGACCGAGAUGCUGCGACUCAUGGAUCCUGCCAAGUUUCCCAAGUAGUAUCCCAUAUCCUUCCUUGUAUAUAUAUAUAACAUCCAGAGCUACAGUAGCAGUUAUAUGCCGACGGACUACUCAAUAUCGAAUGUUCGUG
Aphanomyces astaci is the source of this 525-nucleotide messenger RNA. RefSeq lists its product as hypothetical. The record is from RefSeq and is a predicted model, not a curated record. NCBI's taxonomy places the organism in Eukaryota, Oomycota, Saprolegniomycetes, Saprolegniales, Verrucalvaceae. The coding region runs from base 30 to 434 and encodes 134 amino acids. The transcript is spliced from 2 exons.